AUGUCGAUUAAUCAAGCACAUUAUCAAAAUGGUCUAUUACUUUAUCAAGGUGAACAAAUUGUAAAUCAUUCUAAAAAUGUAACAUUAUCGUUUGAUGAUGCUAGCCGAGAAUGCAAUGAAUUAUUUCGUGGAAAACAUAAAGGAAUAAUGUUUGUAACAACUCAUCGAAUGAUAUUUCUUAGUAGUGAUCAACGUGAUAAUCUGAUGUCAUUUGCAGUGGCUUUUAUGUAUAUGAAAAAUUUACAUGUUGAACAGCCUUUAUUUGGUGCAAACUAUAUUUCGGGUGUAGUAGGUGCACAUCCAAACGGUUAG
This is a messenger RNA of Rotaria socialis, 312 nucleotides long. Lineage: Eukaryota; Metazoa; Rotifera; Eurotatoria; Philodinida; Philodinidae. The record is from the annotation of a GenBank genome assembly.